GGGCGCGGUACGGUACGAGGGAUGAUGCAUACAAGCCGAAAGGGAACCGGAGGGAAGAGGGGCGCUUAAAGGUGCCAGGGGUCAUGAGUGUUCUCGGCCUCUGCUCGUCGCCCUCGCUCGUUCGCACCCUUGCUCUUUCAUAUCGUUGCCUCACUCGACCCUCAUUCGACCUCCUUCACAUCGUUACCUCACUCGAUCUUCUUCACAGUCAUCCCCGCCAUCGACAUGAUCGGCAGCGGCCUUCAAGCCCGAAUCUGCGACGUCAUCUCCGGCCGGGCGCUCCCCGAGUCGCCCUCACCGGGUGAUAGCAGCAAAGCCCCCGCCGCUCUUCAACGCCUUUGCGAUGACAGCGUUCCACUCCAUCUGCUACGCCGAGGGUCCGUCCACCCGAACACGGCUACGGGACUGAUCCUCUUCUUCCGCACCUUUACCCCCGGUGUGACGGGCGUCGCUCAACCAGCGUUACCGCAGGUGGCCGAAGAGCCCAGCAGUACCAGCAUAGCCGACAUGGCAAACAGCAAAGAGCUCUGGAUUCGCUUUGCGCUCAAUGGAAGGAUGCGCUCGCUGACUGCUGAUGCUGCGUCCACGGGUUUGCUUCCCGUCUGGACUAUUGCUGAGGAUGACGAAGCCGAGGUCGGCCACGAUGACGAGAAAUCACCCACGGUGCGACAGGCAACAAAAGUCCCUCACGAUCUGGGCCGUAUCAAUCUUCCGGCGGCGGAGGACAUCGAGUCCGUAACGAUUGCGCUGUGGUAUGUCAUGGAGGGAUUGGGAUUCCCUGACCCACGCCAAAUCCCGCCUACAGCGGCUUUCCACUUUGACUUUGCCAAGGACGGUGUCGCUCCGACCCAAGUGUCACCUCAGCAGGACCUGGCCCUCAACGACAAGCAAGCAAAACCCAGCGCAAAUUUUGUGACCGCAGCAAAGUCCCUCGCUCGCCGCUACACUGUCAGCAGUAGUGAUGGCGGCGCCGCUGGGCAUUUGCCACCUGACUCCCCCAGCGAUCUUCAUGGGCCGAUCACGAAGACGAGCGCCUUCAAGGUCUGGCAAAGCAGGGAGGCCGCUGCUGAGAGUGCUGCUACGCAAGAAGGGAAGAAGGGACUUGCGUCCCGACUCAGGAGAAUCAUCAAGAGCAAGGAGAGCGACAAGGAGGAGGAUAUGCCGCAGGUUCCCAGGAAGGAAGCUACGCUACGCGGUCGCUUCAAGAAGCUCAUUGGCAACAACAAUAGCGGCGGUAGCGACGGCGAAGCUUUUCCCGAUACAGCAUCGCCGAUUCCCGCGAAGCACGAAAGCCACGGCUUCACACCGGCCCCGCAGGACAGUCUGCCGCUUUCGCAGCAUUUUGACACGCCACAGCUGCCCAAUGCGAUCCCCCUGGGCGAGGCGGAGAAUGCGGUCACGCACGGCGAGGAUGCACAGCGAACCACAACGCCGCGCCCGAAUGCUGGUCGAAUCCAGCUCUCUCCUCCUCCCGCGCACGCCACAGCCCACACACCCUCGUUGGGUCAAGCCAUUGCCGGCGCUGAUGUCGUCUCGUCCACGGCGACACCACAGCGCGAGAAGUCCAUUCGUCGCAAGCCCUCGCCCCCUCGUCUGUCCUCGCCAAAGCAGGAUGACGCCGAGUCCGCAAUCGCACGAGCCUCUCAUGACUCUCACGUCACCGCUCCAGAGGACGUCGCUCAACUCACGCCAACACUCGCUCAGCCUCGCCCCAUCUCUGCAGACCCUGCUUUCCCGCCUGCUCGUCAAGGAUCGCUCCCUCUGCAGCAGCAGCAACAGCAGCAGGCCAAGCAACAACGUCGCGCCUCCAUCACCCUCGAUUCCCGUGACGGUGCUCCCAAUGCAUUUCCCCACUCUGGCAGCAGUGUCCUCGACCCUCACCCCCCGCUCAAUCGCGGAACGACAAGUCCAAGUAGCACAGACUCUGCCUCCGACUCGGCAAGAGUCCUCGCCUCCCUCAGCACGAUCAAAACACUGCGCACUCGUCACGCCGAUCUCGACGCAGAGCGUCGCGACCUCGAGUCUGCUAUUCGGCUAGACUUGCUCGAGCAGCUCGAUAGGGAACGCAGCGCUUGGAUGGAGAAGGUCAAGGCGAAGGAGGACGAGGUUCGAGAGUUGAGGGCCUUCCUUGCAAAGAGGGACGGAGGCGAAGCAAGCGAGGGAGCGGACGGUCAGGAUCAAGUCGACGAUGAGAGGCAUGUGCGAGAGAAGAAGAGCGCGGGUGCGGUGAGUGAGUAUGCCGAUGCACAGGAUGGGCAUGUCAAGUGGGCUUUGCCGGAUGGUGGCGCUGAGAUGGAUGGCGCGGCGAGGCCCAACGCGUAGGUUUACGGCGGAAUCAGGUGAUGCUCCUCUUCUCAGCUUCCCAUUGUCACCAUAGAAUCGUCGACGUGUCACCUCCUUUCUUCUUAUUUCCUUCUCUCCCGAGUCUCAGUGCUCCUUGUUGA
This is a messenger RNA of Jaminaea rosea, 2444 nucleotides long. RefSeq lists its product as hypothetical. The transcript is spliced from 3 exons. The record is from RefSeq and is a predicted model, not a curated record. Bases 226 to 2322 code for a protein of 698 amino acids. Lineage: Eukaryota; Fungi; Basidiomycota; Exobasidiomycetes; Microstromatales.